Molecule: messenger RNA, 2480 nt
Organism: Ipomoea triloba (trilobed morning glory)
Lineage: Eukaryota; Viridiplantae; Streptophyta; Magnoliopsida; Solanales; Convolvulaceae
Product: golgin candidate 4-like
Exons: 15
Coding region: 187-2412 (741 amino acids)
Biological process (GO): Golgi organization; endoplasmic reticulum to Golgi vesicle-mediated transport
Cellular component (GO): Golgi apparatus
Molecular function (GO): small GTPase binding
Source: RefSeq, a predicted model, not a curated record
UGUAACGGAAACCAAAUUGGAUGCUAAUCAAAUCUCCCUCGUCUUUGGACUUCGGCGAAUGAUUAUCAUCCCUGUCUGUCAUCUUCCAGAUUCUCGCACCAAUUUUUCUUCGUAUCUCUCAAAUGCAUAGUUUUUUUUCAAAGCCGUCCUGUAAGAAAAACUGAUUGUGCUGAGGUGAGCGGGACGAUGCGGGGUUCCAUUGCGAAUUUGAAGGAGAAUCUGAAUAGAAUGGCUCUUGAAAUUCACGACGACGAUGAAAAUGAUGCCGCACUUUCACUGUAUAGAAAUUCAGGUGACAGAGCCCAAAAUUCAUCAGUAACGCCCGCCGAUCGUAGGAUUUCUCGAAAUUUCUCCCCUUCCAAGUCGCUCACGCAUCGCCAUUCUCCCAUCGCCAAUGGCUUCGAUUCUGCAUACGAGAACGAGAUAUUAAAAAACAAAGCAGACGUCAAAAGACUCCAACAGUCUGAGGCUGAAGUUAAGGAAUUGUCAGUUGUCUAUGAUGCAUUGUUAAAGGAGAAAGAGGAUGAGAUGUCAAGGUUGAAUGAAGAAACUAUAUCAUUGAUACCAAAUUUAGAAACAAGUUUUGUGUUGAAUGCAUCAAGAAACGUUCUCAAUGGGAAUAGUUGUCAAUCUUCUGGUCAACAACAUAAACCUAUAGUGAAAAGUUACUCCAUAGGAAGCCCUGCGAACAUUCUGGAUUCUCCCGGCCAUGAUGUGUUCAACAAUGGAACUCUUUGGUGCAGUGAUAAUGAGCUAGUGGACUUUAUGGAAGGGAAAAAUAGAUCACUGGUUUCUACACAAACAGUUUAUGAGUUGCGAUUAAAACAAUUAAGGAUGGAGCUUGAUAAAAAAUGCAGAAAGAUGGCAAUUAUUGUAAACAAAUUACAAGAGGAGCAGAAGCUGAAUGCUUCUUUUGAACAGGAGCUGAACUCUUUAAAAGUUGGCAAUGAUAAUAUGACUUUAGAGUUGAAAAGAAUUCAUGAUGAGCUGAAUCAGAAAACAUCAGAAAUCCAGCAGUUGCAAAUGGAGCUUCACACAAGAGAUAAUGAAGAAACAAAUGAACUGAUGGCAACAAAUUUGAGAAGAGUAAUAGUGACACUGCAGAAUGAAAACAGCACUCUUAAGACUGAGAAAGAAAAGUUGGAGGCUGCCUUGAUAGCAUCCCAACUUUCACCUGGCCAGACAAGUCUACCUGGUGGUAAUGAGACACAGUCACCACCAGUAUUUCCCAAACAAGAAGAAAUGGAGAAAUUAUUGCAAAAACUUGAAAUUGAUUUGAAUGAAAUGCGCAAAGAGAGGGACAAAGCACUGCAAGAACUUAAUCGUCUUAAGCAGCACCUGCUAGAGAAGGAAUCUGAAGAAUCAGAGAAAAUGGAUGAGGAUGGCAAGCUUAUUGAACAACUACAACAAAAUAAUGAACACCUAAGAGCUCAAGUAUUGCACUUAGAGACAGCACUUAAGCAGUCAGCUACAAGUCAAGAAGAAGUUAAGAGUUCUAUUGAUAAUGAAUUGAAGAAGGCAAAGGAAACAAUUGAUGAGCUGAAUGGAAAACUGGCAAGUCGUUUGAGUGUUAUAGAAGCUAAGAACAUUGAAAUCCUUAACCUGCAAACUGCAUUAGGCCAGUACUAUGCAGAACUUGAAGCUAAGGAACGUCUUGGAGAAAAAUUGACUACAGCGAAGGAAGAAUUGACUAGACUUUCCGGGCUUUUGAAGGAUUCUCAUCAACAGUCAGAAACAUUGAAAAGGGAGAAGGUUGAAGUAUUGGCUAAGCUUUCAGAUGCGGAGAGGAAAUUAUCUGAAAGGAAGAGCAGACUGAAUAAGCUUGAGCAAGACAAUGAAAAACUAAGCCGUGCUCUUGAGCAGAGCAUGACCAGAUUGAAUAGGAUGUCAUUGGAUUCAGACAAUUAUGUUGACAGGCGAAUUGUGAUCAAGUUAUUGGUGACUUACUUCCAGCGAAACCACAGCAAAGAGGUUCUGGAUCUUUUGGCCCGCAUGCUUGGAUUUUCUGAUGAAGAGAAGCAAAGAAUAGGGAUUGCUCAACAAGGAUCAGGUAAAGGCGUUAUUCGGGGUGUCUUGGGUCUCCCUGGCAGAUUAGUAGGAGGCAUCUUUGGCGGAGGCUCAAUCACUUCUAAUAUGAAUCCCAAUAAUCAGUCAUUUGUAGAUCUGUGGGUUGAUUUUCUUCUUAAAGAGACUGAAGAAAGAGAGAGAAGGGAGGCUGCUGAAGAAUACAAGGGAGAUGAACAAGGUGAGGAUGUUUCUGCUGCCAUGGAACAUAGACCAAAUGCUUCUGCUACAUCCUUAUCAUCUUCAUUACAAAUAGAUCCUCCGGAACACUCGGAUUCAGAGUUCUCAACUGUACCUCUCACCUCUCCUGCCACAAAUAUUCCAUUUUCUAGACUGCCAAGAGAAUGACCAAAAAUUUUAUGUUUUCUUUUCUCUUUUUGGAUCGACAUAGUAAUAUGCAAGUCUAUUUUGUUCUA